Molecule: messenger RNA, 4233 nt
Organism: Bombyx mandarina (wild silkworm)
Lineage: Eukaryota; Metazoa; Arthropoda; Insecta; Lepidoptera; Bombycidae
Source: RefSeq, a predicted model, not a curated record
AUGGCCGAAGUUUUAGAUAGAUUGAAAACCUCAAAAGAUGAUCAACGCUUUCCGAGGCAAAAACCAAACGCACUUUAUGAUAGGCUUACGAAAAAUCUCAAUAAAUCGAGCCCCCAACCAACAUUUGCAACAAGCAAGCUACCGAAGAUCGUGAAACCACCUGCGUCGUAUGCCUCCGAUAAAAACAUAACAAGAACAAAAGUAAAAGUAGAUGCAGGAGACAAUUUUGCUGGGACCAGUAAGCGCACGGGCUCACAGAAAUCCAACAAAAAUGACAAACUCGAAAAAUCAAAACCAAGUCAUAUACCGCGACGACUACAAGAAGCAACGGCUAAAAGGAAUUCAAUAAACACAGAAGACAUCCCUAGUUUUGAGCAAACCGAAGAGAAAACACUCGCUGAAAUUAAAAACAUUCAAAGGGUUCAACUUUUGAUCAAUACAGAUCUUUGCGAAGAAGACGAACGAACGAAUCUCUUUGUACCGGCUAGGCCUAUACCUACUUUGGGACAGAUUUAUGGAGCAAACAACGUGAUUGAUAACGAUCUGUUGGACGACUGGCUUAUAUCAAUAGGACCUCCUGUGAAUUCAUUAGAAGCUAGUCUCAGAAGUAUAAAUCUUCCAACUACAGUGGAUGCUGGAAAUACGAACAUGUGUGGAGCAGACGAGCAAGAUAUAUCAAACAAUAAUAGAACUUCCUCGCGCAGGCGAACUGGCGUAAGAACACAAGAUGAUUUCACCGACUUGACGAAUUUGGAAGUGGAAUAUCCCACUAGAGAUUAUGAAUCUGCUGUAAUUGCAGUUAGUAAGCAAUCCCCUAUAGAAGCAAAAUCAACACGUAGUGAAAGGAUUACACCAGUAACUGUAGAACAAAAAUUUAGAUUAUCCAUUGAAGAUGAAAUCAAAAUACCAAAAGAAAACGUAAAAAAUAUGCUAGUCAAAGAAAAUCAAGUCACGGCUGAUUCGUAUAUUGAGCAUCCUUCGGAGUUGCUUCAGAAGACUACCACAUUCAGUAAAGAAGGUUGCGAAUCGACGAGAACCCUAAGCAGUAUCGGAACAGAUUUAGCUGACGAUUUAUCAAGUCGAUAUACUUUAGAACAUGCGGAGGAUGUUCUAGAUGAACAUUCUCUAGACGAUUGGGAUGCAAAUGGUAAAGAGAAGAAUUUCAUUUUGAUGAAGACGAAAGGCUGUCUAGGUACUGAAGUGCUAUCUGAAUAUUGGCAAUAUCAAUGGGAAAAAGAAUUCAGUGGAGUUAGCUUAAUGCCGAAUUCAGAGAGCUCUCGUACCUAUCGCUGUUAUAAAUGCGGUCAACAAAUUAGGCGGAAGAGAUGUGGAAAAAAACAGGACAAUGACAAUCGGAAACGAUGCAAGAAGUGUGACAGCAGCAAACUGUUGCUGAGUGGCCCAGUCAAACUUUCUAGCCGUUUCGACUCCAUAAGAAAGCAAAUUUCAAUACGCUUUUGUAGAAAGAGAUGGAAUCACGUCUGGAAAAAGACGGCUGAGAGAUGGGCAUUGUGGUCCAAAUCGCCAACAAAAUCUAACCGAGCUCGACUGGCUCAAUACUUGCAGCGUUCAAUCGUUUGGGAAAACGCCGAUGUGCAGACAACAAUACAAUGCAAAGAAAUCGGUAUCGAAGCGUUUGUAAAGAAAGUUUCUGAGGCGAUCAGCGCUGUCGUGAAAUGUGGCGACAAAUCGACCGAACACAUAGGAUCUACAUACGAAAAUCUGAAGAGCGUGGCACGUGAUAAUAGAUCAAGAAUUAACUUGGGACCUUCUAUGUUUCCAUUCCUCGGUGCAUCGAUAAAUUCUCUGCAUUUAGAGCGCAUCAAACAGCGUCACAAUUUACAUUAUCCAAGCGCUCCCGAUACUAGAAUCAAACAACAAAUUUCUCAGGUUGAUGCUAUUUACGACGUGGUCCGCAGUGAUCAAAAUAUAAAGCACAAGGAUAACGCAAUGAGUUCUGAUUGUUUAGAAACGACGACAUCCAAAGAAGAGAAUUUCCACAAUUACAUUAUUUGCGAAAACACAGAAGCGGACCUUAGAUUCAGUCCCAAAUCACCGACGCAAUCCAGUAUGGAUAUCACAACAAGCGGCACUCCACUCGACAGAGCUUUUGGAAUCAACACCGAAUACUCUGUUGAUGCAAAAGCGAUUGUUUUACAAACUGCUUGCGUAAUGACAUCCCAUGAAGAACUAAAGAAUAAUGUCAAUGCAGAAACUCAGUUAAAAUUCCCGACCGCAAUUAAAAUAACAAGAGGCGUAACGACCACAAAGGAAAUUAACGAAACGCCUCUAGCUGUUGUUUCCGCAACCACGUCCGACUUUAAAGUCGAAAAAAUGAACGCAUCCGCACAAACCUCACACCCUCUUUCUGUCCUCACUUAUGCAGGCCCAAAACUCAUCUCGAUUUCGUCUGCAACAAUGCACACCGCUUCGGUUUCGACUUCAAUGAAGAACUUUUCAAAUAAAGAAAUCCAAACAUGUAACGACAAGACUAAUCGUGACUGCAAUACGUCAUCAUCACGACGAUUUGAGAAGAAAUGCACGGAAGCUUUCAAAGACGUCGAGCCAUUCUCAUCGACGCGCUUUUGUCAGAGUCGGCUUAUAUCUGCGUGUAUGCUGAAUCGAUCUCUGCACGAAACUGGCUUGCAAACUGCUCCAGAGUCGCAUGGACGCGGUAUAUUUGUUGAGAGUAGGAACAUUGCAACGCUAACAGCUACCGCUGGUACCUCCAGAUCAACACAGUAUCAAUUUUUCCCCGAUGAAUACGAUUCUUAUCAAGAUGAAUGUCCUUCGCAAACAUCUGAACGGGAAGUUCAAAGGAACGCGCGGAUAAAAGGCGGUUGCACACGAGAAAUUCUCGAAAGAAGCGCUCGAGAAAAAAUCAAUGAUCAAAUUGUGUCUCUAUCGAAAUUGAUUAGUAGAAAAAAAGCGAGCUCUCAGACGCAUCCUGACUGUCGCACAAGUAUGGUACUGUCCAGUGAUUUGAAUGCCGAAAAGUGGAUAAGAAGAGGCGCAGCUUUUGAGAAAGAAUACCCAACGUUUAUAAAGUGCAAUCAAUCGUUCACCAACGGUAAUGAAGCUCCAACAAAAUUGUCUGUUGAAAAUGUAAUAGACGAAACGGAUAACGAAAUUAAGAAGCGGGAUCUAAGCUAUGUGAUAACAACUGCACCGACGUUGGCAAUGUCGAGAGACAGCUUGGCCGAUGUCCUUCCUGUACAGGAUCUAGCAAGGAAAUCUCCGUCUCCAGCCGCAAAGGAACGAAUAUUAAUGGUUGAUGAAGUCACUUCAGAUGACACCAUAAAUAAAUCUGCAAAAGAUAUUGUCUUGCAAGCAAAACCAGAAGUCACAGAUGCGGAAACUCAGUUCGUGAAGAAAACUGAUUCCGCUUGUGUUUCGACGUCAAGAUGUGUUUUUGCUGGUUCUACGUGCUGUGAACGAAACGAUUGUCUAUUUGUUUAUCGCAAGCCACGCUGCGUUAUACAUGAUAAAUCCAAUGAUACCGGUGUUCAAAUCAACAUUUUAUCAGCAGAACAUUCGAAAGAAUCUCUUCCAAACCAUCGUUCAGUUGGCUUAGUGACUUCAAAUGUUAAUGAGACGGAUAACAGUUUGAGAUGGUCUGAAAGCCUCAAACGAAAUGUCCUUCCACCGAGAGUUUACAAAGCAUUGUAUGAGACAGCGAAAUUAAUCUGGAACGAGGAGCCAAACGAUUCGAGCGGUGAAACGAAAAAGAAACUAUCGACAAAAACAGUCGACGUUGCGUAUGAGUCAUCACUGAAGAAACGUGCACUGAAAACGCGAUCCGCUUGUGUUUACACUUCACUCAUCGAUCACUUCUUUAUGCAGAGGGAUUGUCUGGAUCACUCGACCGAUAUGCAAUCGAAUUUCAUCGUAAGACCUGCAAAGAAUAAGACAACACAAACAUGUUCCGAAUGCAAAGUGAAAAUUUUGAACGAUAAUAUUAAGUCUGCGCCAUCUAACGGAGCAUUUCCGUACGAAUUGCUGAAUGCGGUGUUCAUUGAAGCCUGCACUAUGAAGCCAAGCGGCCGCCGGGAAAUAGCCUGUCAGACCAACGAAAAAGCUGAAAGAUUGGACAAGAUUGCUUUACAAUGUAUUUUGUCGCCUGCACCUAGUUUGACUGACAUUUGUAAGAGCGACAAACAACAUUUGAAAGCGGUGUACAAUAUUUUGAGCGCCAUCGAAGGUAGAAUAAGGAGAAUGAGAGCAAAUUUAUAG